ACUAGUCAUUUUUGAAGGCUGAAAAAACAUGGGUUAUAUAAUUCAUGUUUUAUGCUAAUUUUUAAAAUGCUCAUACAGCAAGUGUUUAUCUCAAUUAUUGUGUGCUGUCAUGGGCAGGAAGUUGUGGGUAGAUAGAUCAAUGAAUAUGAUUUAAUUUUGAACCGGAGGGCAGUCAAUUCUUCCCAUCUUCCAUCCAUCAUCCAUCUAUCACUCUUAUAAGUUAUAAUCAUCAUGGCUGAAGGAGGUAGAAAACCUUAUGAUGUGUUUCUGACAAUGCUUCCCAGACUUACAGCUGCACUUGGAAAAGAGCCAACUUUCACAAAUGUUACUGACUUCCUUUUAGCAGAUGGUCUUAUAACAGAGCAACAACUGGAGUCUAUAAAAUCCAAACCAAACUUAUCAGAUAAACAGAGAGGGAGUGAAGUGGCUCACUGCCUCCGUGACAAGAUUAAAAAUCAUGAUGCUCCUGCUAAGUGUCUUCUCCAGAUUUGUGACAUAUUUGAAGAUGAAGAUGUAGGAUGUGAAGUACUAAAGAAACAUGGGGGGACGAUGAGAAGUAAAAUUAAAGGUAAUACUUGUAAUACAACUACCUGGGCCGAGGAAUUCAGCCGGCCUGAACUACAACAACAUUUAUCAUUUUAUUAG
This is a messenger RNA of Amphimedon queenslandica, 645 nucleotides long. RefSeq lists its product as uncharacterized. The transcript has 2 exons. Lineage: Eukaryota; Metazoa; Porifera; Demospongiae; Haplosclerida; Niphatidae. The coding region runs from base 232 to 645 and encodes 137 amino acids. The record is from RefSeq and is a predicted model, not a curated record.